Messenger RNA from Drepanopeziza brunnea f. sp. 'multigermtubi' MB_m1, 645 nucleotides. NCBI's taxonomy places the organism in Eukaryota, Fungi, Ascomycota, Leotiomycetes, Helotiales, Drepanopezizaceae. The record is from RefSeq and is a predicted model, not a curated record.
AUGCUACGAUCGAAGACGAUCUUCGCGAUCUUGCUAGCCUUGAGCUUUCUCUCUAAUAGAGCUCAAGGAGAUAUGAGUCUAAAAAUCUUCGAGCGACGUAGAGUCAUCGGCUAUGCAAUAGUUUCGGAGGACGAGGCUGAGCGCAUUAACGAUAAUAAGCUCUAUGUAGAGGAGUCCGCAUCUCCUACUCAAUUAGGAAAUGGCUUUAUUAUAGUAAGCGAAAUUAGUAAAGAGAUGCGUGGAGAAGAGAAUUGGUAUUGCGCUGUUCAAGCGAACAAGAAUAAGCUGAAGAAUAUCGACAAAGCCUAUAUCCCGAAAUCUUAUAAAAAACGGACUUGGCCUGAGGAACGAAACUUGUGGGGCGAAGGCGAAAAAGCCAUUGUGAGAUACCUCUGGUCAAUAUCAUUCGUGAGAAAGCCCUUUGCAGCGCUGCGCUUCUCAUGGGUGAAGGGUACCACCAAUCAGCAGAUGCAAAUGCUUAUUCCAACGAAAGUGGUAAAUAACGGUGGUUUGGAUUUAUCGGUCCAGUGCUUUGAAUCAGAAGACGAGCUGAAGAGGUUUUCGGACGAUGUCGUUGAUUGGGGCGAUAGUGAAGUUUGGGAUAUUAAAGGAAAUCUUGGAAUACCGGGGGCCCUUAGCUCGUAG